Molecule: messenger RNA, 1872 nt
Organism: Mycosarcoma maydis (corn smut)
Lineage: Eukaryota; Fungi; Basidiomycota; Ustilaginomycetes; Ustilaginales
Product: putative Replication factor-A protein 1
Exons: 1
Coding region: 1-1872 (623 amino acids)
Biological process (GO): DNA replication; DNA repair; DNA recombination
Cellular component (GO): nucleus
Molecular function (GO): DNA binding
Source: RefSeq, a predicted model, not a curated record
AUGUCGCUCAACGACCUGUCGCAGGGCGCCAUUGCCCAAAUGAUCCAGACUUCGGAUCCUGCUAGUUCUUCGGUCCAGAACCCCGUCUGCCAGAUCCUCAGCAUCAAAAAGAUCCAGGCUAGUGCCACUUCCGCAGCCAAUGUUGGAGACCGCUAUCGCAUCAUCCUCUCGGAUGGCAUAAAUUAUGCACAGGCCAUGCUGGCUUCGCAGAAGCGUUCGAUGGUCGAGUCGGGCGAGCUUGAGAAAAACUGCCUGGUUCGGGUCACUCAAUUCGCCAGCAACUCAGUGCAGAACCGACGCAUCCUCAUCCUGCUCGACCUGGACGUCGUUCAUAAGCCCACCGAGGACCGUCUCGGCCACCCCACCAAUGUCGAAGAGGCUGUCAAGGCUGAAGGCGGUGUCAAGCAGGAAGGCGGUGCCAACGCUUUGGGCAACAGCGCUCUGGGCAAUAACUCGGCCGGUCGAACUACACCUGCGACCUCGGCUAUGGGGAAAGCAGCGGGUGGUCGACCGGGCGGAGGCAGCGUCCACGCUGGCAUGCCCAUCUAUCCCAUCGAGGGUCUCUCGCCUUACCAGAACCGCUGGACGAUCAAGGCUCGUGUUACCUCCAAGUCCGACAUCCGCCACUGGUCCAACCAGCGUGGCGAAGGCAAGCUUUUCUCGGUCAACUUGCUCGACGACAGCGGUGAGAUCAAGGCAACUGGCUUCAACGAUGCCGUUGACCGCUUCUACCCGCUGCUGCAAGAGAAUCACGUCUACCUCAUCUCCAAGGCGCGCGUCAACAUUGCCAAGAAACAGUUCAGCAACCUGCAAAACGAGUACGAGAUCACGUUUGAAAACUCGACCGAGAUCGAGGAGUGCACCGACGCCACGGACGUUCCCGAGGUCAAGUACGAGUUUGUGCGCAUCAACGAGCUGGAAAGCGUCGAGGCCAACCAGACGUGCGAUGUGAUCGGUAUUCUGGACAGCUACGGCGAGCUGAGCGAGAUUGUAUCCAAAGCAUCGCAGCGACCCGUGCAGAAGCGAGAGUUGACGCUCGUGGAUCAAGGCAACAGGAGUGUGAAACUGACACUGUGGGGUAAAACCGCCGAGACGUUCCCGACCAAUGCAGGCGUGGACGAAAAGCCGGUAUUGGCAUUCAAGGGCGUCAAAGUGGGCGAUUUCGGUGGACGCUCUUUGAGCAUGUUUUCGAGCUCGACGAUGCUGAUCAACCCGGACAUUACCGAGUCGCACGUGCUUCGAGGAUGGUACGACAACGACGGAGCUCACGCUCAGUUCCAGCCUUACACCAAUGGCGGCGUGGGCGGCGGAGCGAUGGGCGGCGGCGGUGCAGGUGCCAACAUGGCCGAACGACGUACGAUUGUUCAAGUCAAGGACGAAAAUCUGGGCAUGUCGGAAAAACCCGACUACUUCAACGUGCGCGCCACAGUGGUGUACAUCAAGCAGGAGAACCUGUACUACACAGCGUGCGCUUCGGAGGGCUGCAACAAGAAAGUGAAUCUGGACCACGAGAACAACUGGCGCUGCGAGAAAUGCGAUCGCUCGUACGCCACGCCCGAGUACCGCUACAUCCUCUCCACCAACGUCGCCGAUGCUACCGGCCAGAUGUGGCUGUCGGGCUUCAACGAGGAUGCGACGCAGCUGAUCGGCAUGUCGGCAGGCGAACUGCACAAAUUGCGCGAAGAGAGCGAGUCAGAGUUCAGCGCGGCGCUCCACCGGGCUGCCAACAGAAUGUACAUGUUCAACUGCAGAGCAAAGAUGGACACGUUCAACGAUACCGCUCGCGUAAGAUACACGAUCAGCCGUGCAGCGCCCGUGGAUUUCGCCAAAGCGGGCAUGGAGUUGGUGGAUGCGAUCAGAGCCUAUAUGUAA